Messenger RNA from Entrophospora sp. SA101, 5169 nucleotides. The record is from the annotation of a GenBank genome assembly. NCBI's taxonomy places the organism in Eukaryota, Fungi, Glomeromycota, Glomeromycetes, Entrophosporales, Entrophosporaceae.
AUGAAUUUUCCUCAAGAUUCUACCGAUGAACAUUGUAAAGGUGCUGACGAUUCCCUUGAUGCUAAUUAUUAUAUACCUGCUCCAACUGAUGUUCGAACUGCAUUACAAUAUACCGCACUGACAUCGAUCACUCCAGCUUCAGAAGUCUUAAAAAAUUUACCUCCAUUAUCUGUAUCGUUUGGUGAUUUCCAAACUUUUAAUGCAACGGAUCCCGAGUUUGUUGGAAUUGCUAGUUUAUUGGAAAGUAAACCUUCACAAUAUCCUAAUAUAAAUAUACAGCAACAAAUACAAGCUGUACACAACUUAAUGAAUCAAGUGGAUGUUAGUUAUGUUCGUUUUAAAAAUCCAUCAGUGUCAUCAUCACAUUACCCAGAGAUAGAUCAACAUGCGGUGGAAGCAAUUUUUCAUAAAAUAGACAAAGGAGUAAAAACAAUGGUAUUUGAACAAAAAUCGGAUACUUUAUCGCAAUCAUCAUCAUAUCCGAAGGUGGUAGUAGAAGCCCGACCAAAUUUACCAAAAGUUGAUGAAGAUUUAACUUCUGGUGCAAUUGUACACAAAAUGAAUACUAUACCAUCAAAUUUAUAUCCAAUAGUGGUGGUGGAACCACCAUCAAAUUUGGUUAAAAUGAGUCUAAAUGAAGAUAGAAAGGGUGAUAACUCGGUGAAAAAUCUGAUCAAUAACAUGAGUACAAUAUUUGAGGCAGAGGACUCAUUUGCAUUAGAUCCAUCUUUAAGUGUUAAUUUAUCAGGCUCAUUAAUAUUACUAGUUCCAUCUAGCACAGGGUCAAAUGAACCUUUGCUUACAACAACUGCUAUUAGACAACUUACAAAGCUCAUUAAUAAAGUCAGUCGUUAUAAACGUUUAGAUGAUAUAGAAGUUGAAGAUCUGGCAAGAGUUUCUAAAAUCCUUGAACGUUCUGUUCAUGAGGUUGAAGUACUAGAUGUCUUGCCAAAUUCAUCAUCUUUGAAAGCUCGUUCAAUGACAUUUUUCUCAAAAGUUCGAUCCAAUAAUAAUAAAAAUUCGGAAUCGAUUGAUUUAAAUGAAUAUUAUUUAGAUAAUGAAUAUGAAAACUUAGAUGAUGAUGUUAAAUUGAAACAAAUCGAGGAGAAACUUGAUAAAGUUAUCAAUGGUCUAGAAGCCUCUGUUGCCAUUUUUUCUAUUAUGACUGGCGGAAAAUUAAAUAAACAGCUUUAUCCUGAGGAUUUAAUUACCUCUACUCUAAAUUUAAUAAAAAACCAACUUGGCGGUUUAAUUUAUAGAAUCUUAGAAAUUAAUGUGUCAAGUGAUGAAUUGAGUAGUGAAACUGACUCGCUUAAACGUCAUAUAGUGUCUAUGGUUCCUAUAAUAACUAAUUUUUUACAAAGAUUAUACAACCUGAUGCAACAAGAAGAGCUUUCAGAUACAAUUGUAAUUACAGUUAGCUUUGUUGCGAUUGGACCAUUUUUUGUUGAUACCUAUAAUAGUGGCGGUAAUUCUAUCUUUGGGAAUGGGCUUGAAACUGUUAAAUUGGUUGCGCUUGGAUUAUUACGUUUGAUAUUUACAAACCAUCCAAAGCAACGUACAUGGAUAUUAGAAGAAAUUCUCACUUCAUUAAUUAAGUUACCAACAGCCAAACGUAAUCUGAGACAAUACAGAUUGCCUGAUGGUAAGUCCAUUCAAAUGGUUUCUGCACUUAUUUUACAAUUAAUUCAAAGUUGUACUACAAGUAUGAGGAAACUUGGUUCGAAACCAUCUAUUGAUCGUGAACAAGAUGAGGAGCUAUAUGACAUUGAGAUGAAUAAUGAUCCUGGAUGUUUAAAAAAGUGUUGUAAUAGAUGGAAAACAGGAAUUGAUGCAGCAAGUACUAAUGCUGGAUUCGUUUUUAAAUUCUUAUUGGCAAGGUUACUUUUGGAUAAUUUUAUGGAAGAUGUAAUUGCGGUCUUGAAUUAUCCAGAAUGGCCAGCUGCUGAAAUGAUAGUUAGCAUUUUCAGUAAAAUAUUGGUUGGCUACAUUAAUGAUAACAAGGCAGACACAGUUACAAAGUCAAUGGCUCUUGAUCAUUUAGGCAUUAUAGCAGGACGUAUUAAAAAGUUUGCAAACACGGGCUUAUUUUCUAGUGAAAGUUUGUCAGAAAGAAAUUGGAAUGAUGAUGAUUUUCGUUUUUGGAUCGACAAAGUUAAAGAUAUUCCCAAGGGAGAGAUCACAAAAUAUACACAAAUUCAAACAGUAAAAAAUCUUUGGGAAUGUCAAAAGGCUAUUUUAACAUUUUUAGAGCUUCUGGCGAUGGAGGAUUCUGGAAUACAGGAACAACACGCAACAAAUUUUCAAAGUGAAUAUCAUGAAGACAAUGAUGGUAAUAAAUCCUCAGUUUUUGAGAUGCAAAAAUUAAUUGAUAAAAUAGUCACAGAAUAUUGGCAGAUGUCAUCUGAUGUUUAUGAUGAUCAAAAUUUAAAGCACAGAUCUCAGGCAUUAGAAAGAAAUAACGUUCUCCUUUUAACUGAAUUACUCGCAACCAGGCAAUCUUUAUAUCAAUACUUUGAUUCAAUUCUUUCAAGGAUAUUGGUAUCAUUAGAUACUGGUGUUGUAGCAUUCAGAACUAAAGCACUAAGGGCUUUAAGCCAAGUUAAUGUUCGUCAAACUAUUGCACAAAGACUCUCUGACAACAGCCCUGCAGUUCGUGAUGCUGCGAUAGAUCUUGUUGGUCGUUAUAUCUCACAAAAACCUGAAAUUACAGAACAAUAUUACAAACUCAUAAGUGAUCGUGUUUUAGACACGGGUCUUAAUGUACGUAAACGUGUUAUAAAAUUACUUAGAGAUAUUUAUCUCAAAAGUACAGACCAGCAAAUGAUAAUUGAUAUUGGUUGUAAAAUUCUCAUGCGUAUCAAUGAUGAUGAUGAUCAUGUGAAGAAUUAUGAUGAAUUUUUCAAUAUGUCAGAGAUAGGUAAAAAGGAGGUAUUAAGCAGAAGUCUCCUGGUUGUUGGUGUAGCUGGACGAUUGGGAGAAAGGCAUGGACAUAUAAUGGGGAAUUUAUUCAAAAAGAUUUUAGAAAAGGAGGGAAAGCAAAAACGAGAAAUUUUAAAUAUAUGUCAAUGUAUAGUUGAUUGUCUUUUUGAGCAUUUAUUAACAUUACAGGAUACAAAUUUAAAGACUGAGGUUGUCAGCUGCAUUAGUACUAUAUGUCUAUUGAGUAGUGCUUCUCCUACACUUGCAAGAAAGCAUGUUGUUACUUUACAACCCUACCUAAAGACUGAGGUUGAGCAAGCUCUCAUGAGUUUAUUGACAAAAAGUCCACAAAAGGCUAGUAAUAUUCUUCAAGAGGUUGUACCAUGUUUAUGUGUUAUUGUUGACAAAUUAACACACAAUUAUACACGGUUAACAAAACUUUUGAAAUCUUGCUCUGAGAAACUUAAAUUGGAAAAAACAAAAUUAACAGCAGGUUCAUCUAUAUCUUCAGCUCGAAAUGUAAUGGUACUGCUUUUGAUUGUGGGUCUUUUAUGUAAAAAUUUUGAUUUUGACAAAAAACGGUUGGAAAAACCAGAUGAAAUGAAGGAUUUGAAUGCCAUUGACAAGGGGCCUAUAGUAACAGUGAUAUUCCAAUUGGUUUUAUAUUUCUGUAAUGAGAAUCUAUCUGAUACUGUACAGAAAAUGUCUUUACAAAGCCUAGGGUUCAUAUAUCUUUCACACCCAACCAUAAUGCUUAGACGAGAAAGUACUGAUUUGAUGGAUCGUAUACUAAACACAGGUGUAAUGGAUAUGAAAAUUCAAUUAAUGAAAAUGUUUUUAGAUUACUUAUUAUCAGAGCAGCAAAAAAUAAAUGCAGAUUUAGAAGACAAAAAAAAAGUAAAGGGCACACCAGUAGAUUUGAAGGUUUUAAUAGGGAAUGCAGAAGAAUUUGCAGAAGCAGGAGUAAGCAGUUCUAUCAUGCAACGAUAUCUUCAUCGGAUUUUAGAGUGCACCUUUGAUCCAACUCAGAGUCUAAAGCUUGUUGCCUUGGAUGUACUGGGCAGCAUCAUUCAACAGGGAUUGGUACAUCCUGUUCCGUGUAUGCCAACCAUAGUUGCAAUGGAAACAAGUCCAGAAUCAAACAUACGUGACAAGGCAUUCAAAUUACACCAACAUUUAAAUGAAAAGCAUGCAUCUUUGAUUCAUUCACGAAGUGUAGAAUGUGUAAAAAAAGCAUACGUUUUUCAAAAGCAAUUAAAUGGGAAUAAAUCGUUUGUUGGUUAUGCUUUUCGUUCAAAUGAAGGACAUCCUGAAGCUUUAAUCAAUCCAAUGUACUCUCUUUUGAAAGAAAAAAGACAACGUCGUAAUGAUUUUCUAAUAUCAAUUGUCAAAACUUUUGAUUUUGACUUGAAAAACUCAGAUGAAUCAAAGGUAGAUGUAGGUUUUUGCAAAUUUGUUGCAGAGAAUUUAGCUACUAUAGAUUACAAGACUAUUGAGGAGGUUUUGCAUAUUAUAUAUUGUAUAAAUCGAGUUUUAUCUGUUGUUGGAAUAACUAUUCUCCAUUCAAUUGAAUACAACACAAAGAGUAAAGAUGAUGAUAUAAAAAUGUCAAAUUCUCUUCAAGAAGAACCAAAAACAGAAAUCCAAGAACAAGGUAUACCAACUAGGGAUAAAGUUUCAAUCUGUAUGGCAAUACUAAUGCAUUUAAAAGACCACUUAAAAAAGUCCUAUGCACUAAGUGAAAUGAAAUGUCAAAGUUUCAAUCCAACACAAAGUAAUUCGCAUAAAGACAAACCAGCAUUACGACACCAAAAUUCUCCCUUAGUCAUAUCUUGGGAAGGGUUGCCUUUUGUGGAAAAACCCUUCACCACUGAUGAUAAUAUACUGGAACAAUGUGAACUGUUUAAAAAUCUUAUAUCUGAAGAUGGAACACAAAAAGAUGAAUUCGCAGAUGCUGAGCUAGAAAUAAGUGAGCAAAAGGAAUAUGAUAAAGAACAAAAUCAAAUUAACAAUGAUGAGACAGAACAAAUAAAUGAUGACUUACUAGCUGUAAUAGAAGAGACAAUAUCUGCCGCAAGUAAUGGAAAAGUACAAGAGGUAAGAUCUCCACUUCCUAAAAGCCAAAAAUAUACAGAAGAACAAAUAAUUCUUCAGGAGCUUAUUAAUUACACAGAUUUGCCAAAAGAAGUUUGUAUGAGAAUAAAUGAAGAAUUGGUUAAAGUAAAUGGUUCAUGGACUAACAAAAAA